AUGAAAGGGCUGUCCAGCAGCCGCAGCCACCACCACGUGAUGGCCUGCGAGCCCUCGUACGACGUCAUGGGCUACCACGCCGAGCGUAGCAAGCCAUACCUCAUCAGCCAGGUGGACGCGCCGCACCCCGCCGACCACCCCUACUACGCCCAGCGCAGCAUCACCUCCUCCCCCUACCAGCCCGACUGCGUGGUGCCUUACGGGACCUUCCCUCGCCGCCACUACAGCUCCCACCACGAGCUGAAGGACGAGUGCGCGCUGGUCCCUUACACCGGUGGAGGCGGCGGGGGCGGCUGCGUCUCCGCGGGGGGCUCCGUCAAGGGCAACCGGCUGCCCGUCAACCUGCUGGACCAGUUUGAGCGGCAGCUGCCGGCGGUGGCGUCGCGGGACGGCUACCACACGCUGCAGUACAAGCGCACGGCGGCCCUGGAGCAGCGCAGCGACAGCCCCGGACGCAUCCGGCACCUGGUGCACUCCGUGCAGAAGCUGUUCACCAAGUCGCACUCGUUGGAGGGACCCCACCACGUGCACCACCACCACUCCAAGGGCAGCGUGAACGGCGGCGGCGGCGGCGGCGGGGGCAGCUGCAAGGUCAGCCCAGACAGCGAGACGCCCACCCUGCGGCAGCGCAAGCGCAGCAAGAGCCGGGAGCGCUGCAAGUCGGCGGAGCCCAAGAACCGGUCCACGCCCGUGCCGGCGUCGGGUUACUGGAGCUCGGACGACAACCUGGAGCGGGACGUGUGCCUGUACCGCAGCCCCACGGUGCCCACGGCCGGCGUCAUGACGAUGGGCCGGCACCCGGACAAGUCGCAGUCGCAGUACUUCCUGGAGGCGUACAACACCAUCAGCGAGCACACGCUGAAGACGUCGCGCAGCAACAACGACGUGGGCAAGUGCACAACCUGCACGAUCGGCGGCGUCGGCGGCGGCGGGCCGCUGGGCCUGGAGGCGGCCCAGCAGCUGGUGAAGAAGAGCUCAUGGUCGUCCUCUCUCACGGUGAGCAGGGCCCGUGAAGUCUACCAGAAGGCCUCGCUGGUAAAUGUAGAUAAGGCGCUAGUGAAAGCUGAGGCUUGUCAGCAGGAGCGCUCUUGCCAAUUCUUGCAGGUGCCACAGGAUGACUGGGGUGGGGGAUUCACCCCGUUGGGCAAGGAGGACGACAUACCGUGCCGGCGCAUGCGCAGCGGCAGCUACGUGAAAGCCAUGGCGGAGGACGACAGUGGAGACUCGGACGGCAGCCCCAAGCCCUCGCCCAAGAUGCAGGCGCGGCGGGCCAGCUACCUCAAAGCCACGCAGCCCUCGCUCACCGAGAUGACCACGCUAAAGAUCUCCACCGAGCACUCUCCGAAGCUGCAGAUCCGAAGCCACAGUUACCUGCGGGCGGUGAGUGAAGUCUCCAUCAAUAGGAGCCUGGACAGCCUGGACCCUAAAGCCCUGCUCGCCUCACCUCAAUACCGCUCGCGAAACGAGAGCUACAUGAGGGCAAUGAGCACCAUCAGCCAGCUGAGUGAGGUGGAGGUGAAUGGGCAGAUCGAGGCGGUGUGCGAGUCAGUGUUCAGCGUGGGCGAGAUGGAGUCUCAGGCGGUGGACGCGCUGGACCUGCCGGUGCCCGGCUGCUUCCGCAUGCGCAGCCACAGCUACGUGCGUGCCAUCGACCAGGGCUGCUCCCAGGACGAGGAGUGCGGCCCGCUACUGCCCGCCUCCCCGCCCAGAACCACCACCACCGUCAGGACCAUACAGAGUAGCACAGUCUCGUCCUGCAUCACCACCUACAAGAAGACCCCUCCGCCGGUGCCACCCCGCACCUCCACCAAGCCCUUCAUCUCCAUCACGGCCCAGAGCAGCACCGAGUCGGCGCAGGACGCCUACAUGGAGGGCAGUGUGGGGCUGCGCGGCGCGGGCGCCAGCGGCGAAGGCCGGGCCCUGCACUCGGGCCUCAGCAACUCCACGGAGAGCAUCGACAGCAUGAAGGCGCUCACGGCCGCCAUCGAGGCCGCCAACGCGCAGAUCCACGGCCCCGCCAGCCAGCACGUGAACAGCAGCAGCAGCGCCAUGGCCGCCCUGUCCCUCGCCGGCCCCGCCAUCACGCUGGCCUCCCUGCCACAGCUGCUGCCCUCGUCGUCUGAGGAGGCGCGCCGAGAGGCCCUGCGCAAGAGCCGCUGCCUUUCCAUCGGCAUCCAGGUGGAUGGGCCAGAGGAGACUUUGGAUGCAGAGGACCAGUCUAAAUUCCAGUCAGUAGGAAUCCAAGUGGAGGAUGAAAGAGUCUACCGACGCCUGGCGCGGUCCAACAGCGUGACGACGGCCGUACAGGCGGACCUGGACACGCAGGACUACGCCGAGGCUGCCGGCGGUGGCGGCGGUGGUGGUGGCGGUGGCGGCAGCGGUGGCGGCGGCAGCAGCAGCAACGCACCCGACCCCGUGGAGAUGCCGUCGUCCUCCUCGGGCUGCAUGACGCGGCAGUACUCGCGCGACGCCGCCACCUCCACCGUCAGCAUCCAGGGCUCGGGGAACCACUACCACGCCUGCGCCUCCGACGACUACGAGGACGUGGUGGGCUUCGACCCCUCCAUCCUGCCGCCGCCCGAUCCCUGGAUCGACAGCGUGACGGAGGACCCGCUGGAGGUGGUGAGCCGCUCGUCGGUGUGCCAGCGGGACGGCCACUGGUUCCUGAAGCUGCUACAGGCCGAGGCGGAGCGCAUGGAGGGCUGGUGCCACCAGAUGGAGCAGGACGAGCGAGAGAACGAGCUGCCCGACGACAUCCUUGGUAAGAUCCGCAGUGCUGUGGGCAGUGCUCAGCUCCUCAUGUCUCAGAAGUUCCAGCAAUUCCGAGAGCUCUGUGAAGAGAACCUGAAUCCAAACGCACAUCCCAGACCAGUGUCGCAGGACCUGGCAGGCUUCUGGGACAUGCUGCAGCUGUCGAUAGAGAACAUCAGCCUGAAGUUUGACGAGCUUCACCAGCUGAAGGCCAACAACUGGCGACCCCUGGACCCCCCUGAGCGCAAGGAGCGCAAGCUGCCUCCCCCUGUGCCAAAGAAACCCCCGAAAGGCCACCCGCCGCUGGCUAGAGACCGCUCUCUGGAGAGCACCGAGAAGCAGCGGCAGGAGGCCCGCAAGCGGCUGAUGGCUGCCAAGCGGGCCGCGUCGGUGCGGCAAAACUCUGCGACGGAGAGCGCAGACAGCAUUGAGAUCUAUAUUCCAGAGGCCCAGACACGAUUAUAAGGCUCUGCGAUGCACACGUUGCUACUACACAUGAC
Messenger RNA from Engraulis encrasicolus (European anchovy), 3251 nucleotides. RefSeq names its product discs, large (Drosophila) homolog-associated protein 1a (gene dlgap1a). Gene Ontology annotation, cellular component: postsynaptic specialization; glutamatergic synapse. The record is from RefSeq and is a predicted model, not a curated record. Lineage: Eukaryota; Metazoa; Chordata; Actinopteri; Clupeiformes; Engraulidae. The transcript is spliced from 11 exons. Gene Ontology annotation, biological process: signaling. The coding region runs from base 1 to 3216 and encodes 1071 amino acids. Gene Ontology annotation, molecular function: molecular adaptor activity.